AUGGACUGUAACUUGUGCUUAUCCUCAGGCAUGAAAAUACUUUUGCUGUUAUUUGCACACUGUUUUAUAACAACGCUGACUGUCAACUUGGAUGGGUCGCCGGGAUCGUACAUCAUGUACCCGGCUUGGGAUGUAUGUUUUAACGAUUCUAUUUCAUUUGAAUUUAAAACGAAGAACGCCCAUUCGUUGCUUUUGUACGUGGAGAGGGGAGAGAACUUCCAAGAGCUCAAGUUAUACAAAGGAAGUGCCAGGCUUCGGGUCAGCACAAGGGAGGGAACUUUCAUCGUUCGGGCAGGCGAGGCAUUGAACGACAACACCUGGCACACUGUCCUGGUCAACCAGGUUGGGUCGCUAAUGUCCCUAAAAGUUGACAGUCUUGAGUAUACCCGCCACUUCUCUGAAGCCCUACAGCGCCACGGAGCUUCCCUCAGCAACCAGACGUUGAUCUUUGUCGGUGGACUACCCCUGGAGUAUGACAGCAUCAAGUUCUCAUCCUUGGCCUCUCCGGCCGUCAUCCUAGAGCCCAGAUUCCGAGGCUCUAUACGGAAUUUCUCCUACAGAAACUGUAAUGGCGAUAUGGUCAGUCUUGCGCCGCUGGGCUCCAGUGGGAUCCUAACACAGGAUGUGGAUCUGUGUGAGACCAAGAAUCCCUGCCUCAACGGAGGCAGAUGUCUGGCCACAGAUCAGGGAGCAGCCUGUGAUUGUUCCCUGCUGGAGUUCCACGGGCACUUUUGUGAAAUCCAGAAGACUCCAACAGACGCCACUUUUCUGGGGACCCAGUUUAUUUUCUACAACUUCUCCAACAAACGUGACGUCAUCGUCAGCAAUCAAGACCAGAUUUCGCUGCAUUUUCGAACCAAACAAGCCAGCAGCUUGUUAUUUCACUCAGGUAACACCAAGGAUUACAUCACAGUGGGACUCUACAAUGGUGCAGUGUUUGUGUCCGCCAACCUCGGCUCUGGGAUGUACCAGACACAGGUUCGAACCAGCGGUAGUCGCUGCGACGAUGAUCGCUGGCAUGACUUGGUCGUGCGUCGAGAAGCCAAAGAGCUGACUAGGGAUAAAGGUGUCUGCUAUAUUAGCGUGGAGCUGGAUGGGGUUCACCGGGAGCAUGGCAGUACAUCAGGGACGUUCUCCCGAAUGUCCAGCAAUGUCCUCUAUGUGGCGGGAAGUCCUCGCACAGACACACUUCCGGGUUCACGAGUCAGAAAUAAUUUCAAAGGCUGUCUAAAAAGGGUAAGUCUUAGUUACUGGGUUUAUACAUUCAUGGAAUCACAGCCGGUCACGUUCACCACACCCGAGUCACACGUCACUAUCUCUGCCUGGGAUAGACCAAGUUUGAAGAGAUCUCUGGCCUUUCAGCUGCGCACAGUGGAACCUCGUGGGCUGAUCUUGUACAGCAGUGGGGUCCCCAACAGCAACAACUUCCUGGCUCUGGAGUUGUUUGAUGGAUUCUUGUACCUCCUACUGGACAUGGGCUCAGGGGUUCAGAAGCUUCAAGCAAGCAAACUACCAGUUACUGAUGGAAUUGCACAUGACAUCCACUUUGAGUUUUCUGGGAAUCAAGGAUAUAUUUCCGUUGAUGGACACAGAGAGCAGUUUUUGUUCUCAGAAUCUUCUGAGAUGUUUCAUCUUGGAGAACUCUUGUAUGUUGGAGGUUUGGGCUCUGAAGUUGAUGCCACACUCUUGCCAAAAGAGCUAUGGGCUGCCAAACUUGAGCUGUUUUAUGUAGGAUGUGUCCAGGAUUUUGUUUUGAAUGGUCGCCAAGUAGAUUUAAUGGCGGCAGCUAAAGUGCAAAAUAGAACAGACGUAGAAGGAUACUGUAAAACUCUUGACCAUCAGUGCUGGAGUUUCCCUUGCAACCAUCAGGGCAAAUGUGUUGAAGGCUGGAACCGGUUCACCUGUGACUGUCGGGCUACAGGUUUCACUGGGAGUGUGUGUCAGACAGCUACUGUGACCUUGAGAUUCAAUGAAACUCAGUUUAUGAAAGUUUCCAUGGCAACACAGCUAAUUACGGAGGUAGAUGAUAUUUCACUGAGGUUUCGAACAAAGCACCCAACUGGCCUUCUCUUUGUGGCCACUGGCCAGACAGAUGGUAAAAUGGAGCUGCAUCUAGAUGAUGGUGUUCUGUACUUAUCCUUCACCUUGGGUGGGGGUGCCAAGGUUUUGUCCACUGGUCAUGCACUGCAUGAUAACGUUUGGCACACAGUUUUUAUCAGACGCAGACUUCAAACUGUUGAACUUGUCAUAGAUCAGGAAAGAUCUGUCAAAGAUGAGCUGCCUGGACAAAUCAAAGAACUGAGUUUUCUUAAUGUGGAAGUGGGUCAUCUGGCACGGCCAGAUUUUGGAUCAGGGGACCAUCGCCUGGGAUUUGUCGGUUCCAUGCAGUCGUUCAUUUUCAAUGGCAAGGAUUUGUUUCAGAUUAUGAAGUCAGAUGUGAAGGACAAAAUUGAAAUUUCUGCUCACUUCAGUUCUGAUGAGCAUUCUGUGUUGAAACCAGUGACCUUCAAAUCUGCAGAGACGUACGCCAUUUUGUCACAGUUACAAUUUGGGGACAAACUGGCAAUUACCUUCCAGCUAAGGACCACAGAGCCCACAGGCUUGAUUCUUUAUUAUGGCGGGGAAGAACCAGAUUUCUUUGCCUUGGAAUUGUUUCAGGGAUUUCUGUUCUAUGUCUAUGACAUGGGAGGAGGUCCUCAACGUGUGAAAGCCAAUGUGACCCAUCCACUGAAUGACAACAAAUGGCAUGAGGUUUUCCUGCUACGAACAGAGACACACAAGCAUCUUCUAAGGGUAGAUGGUACUCCUCCAACAAUAGAUGAUCUUGCAAGUGUCAAAAAUCACAAACUUGACCCAGGUGGCCUCCUGUACAUUGGAGGGGUCAGCAAGAAAAUGUAUUCACAAUUCUCCAAGGUCAUAUACUCCAGGCAUGGCUUUGUUGGUUGUCUGGGCUCGCUGGAUCUCAAUGGCUUCCUGCCAGAUUUGGUUCAGGAUGCUAGCCCAAUUCAUGGAAGUAUUGAGUAUGGAUGUCAGGGUCCUGUGGUCAGAUGUGCAGCUCAUUCAUGUGCAAACAAUGGCAAAUGUGUUCAGCACUGGACGUCGUACAAGUGUGACUGUGACAUGACCUCAUUUACUGGACCUGUGUGUAAAGACGAAGGUGUAUCUUACAAGUUUGGACCAGGGCCAGGAUUGCUGACAUUUAUGUAUCCUGAAGGUCAGCAGCCAUCUACCAGCUAUGACAGUCUGGCGUUUGGGUUUCAGACUUUCCAGGAUGAUGCAACGUUGAUCAGGAUUGAUAGUAAAACCUUUGAUGAUUUUGUUCACAUAGAACUGGUGAAAGGUCAUGUUCAUGUGUCUUACAAUAUGGGGACAGUGAAACACCACGUGGCUCAUUACCAUAAAAAUGUGAACGAUGGCAGGUAUCACGUUGUUCGCUUCACACGGACAGGGUCGGACACCACAUUGCAAGUGGAUGCCAAUACACCACAAGUGAAAAACCCUACAGGUCACCAGAGCCAUAUAUUCAACAACCAAGCUUCAGUCAAAAUAGGAGGCAGAAAAGUCAAUGGAAGCAUUGUUGAUCAUUUUGAGGGAAUCAUCUCAGACUUGCCAGCAGAUGAAGUUAUUGAUGAGAUGCAGUCUACAGAAGGG
Candidula unifasciata is the source of this 3651-nucleotide messenger RNA. Lineage: Eukaryota; Metazoa; Mollusca; Gastropoda; Stylommatophora; Geomitridae. The record is from the annotation of a GenBank genome assembly.